This is a messenger RNA of Polyodon spathula (Mississippi paddlefish), 1359 nucleotides long. Its product is annotated as eukaryotic translation initiation factor 3 subunit H. NCBI's taxonomy places the organism in Eukaryota, Metazoa, Chordata, Actinopteri, Acipenseriformes, Polyodontidae. The coding region runs from base 40 to 1179 and encodes 379 amino acids. The transcript has 8 exons. Gene Ontology annotation, molecular function: protein binding; translation initiation factor activity; metallopeptidase activity. The record is from RefSeq and is a predicted model, not a curated record. Gene Ontology annotation, cellular component: eukaryotic translation initiation factor 3 complex; eukaryotic 43S preinitiation complex; cytosol.
UGAUCCAUUUCCCCUUUUCUAACUUCUGAACCAGGAAAGAUGGCAGAUCGCAAAGACUUGGCAUCGGCAAUUGCUGCAUCUGAAGAUGCAGCAUCAUCUCCAUCCCCAUCUCCAUCCUCAUCCCCAUCUCCAACCCCAACCCCGACUCUUACUCCGACUCCAACUCCAACUCCAACUGCAGCUGCAACCUCGGCCCCAGCCCCAACCAACACCCUCGACUGCCCCGUCAAGCAGAUCCAGAUCGAAGGGCUGGUUGUGCUGAAGAUCAUUAAGCACUAUCAGGAGGAAGGGCAGGGUAAUGAAGUGGUCCAGGGAGUGCUGCUAGGACUGGUGGUGGAAGACAGGCUUGAGAUCACCAACUGUUUCCCUUUCCCUCAGCACACAGAGGAUGACGCUGACUUUGAUGAAGUUCAGUACCAGAUGGAGAUGAUGCGCAGCUUGCGCCACGUCAACAUUGACCACCUCCAUGUUGGUUGGUACCAAUCCACCUAUUAUGGUUCCUUUGUGAGCCGGGCUCUUCUCGACUCCCAGUUCAGUUACCAACAUGCAAUUGAGGAGUCUGUGGUCCUGGUUUACGAUCCCAUUAAGACAGCCCAGGGCUCCUUGUCACUGAAGGCAUACAGACUUACUCCAAAAUUAAUGGAGAUAUGUAAAGAGAAGGACUUCACACCUGAAGGACUCAAAAAAGCCAAUAUCGGCUUUGAGAACAUGUUCGAAGAAGUGCCGAUUGUCAUUAAGAAUUCUCACCUGAUCAACGUCUUGAUGUGGGAGAUGGAGCAGAAAUCUGCUGUGUCAGACAAACAGGAACUUCUCAGUCUGUCUAGCAGCAAUCACCUUGAAAAAAGCCUUCAACUGUUAAUGGAUAGGGUGGAUGAUAUGAGCCAGGACAUAGUUAAAUACAAUACCUUCAGCAGGAAUGUGAGCAAACAGCAGCAGCAGAAACACCAGUAUAUUCAGAGGCGUCAGCAGGAGAACACACAGAGGCAGACUCGAGGGGAGCCUCCGUUACCUGAGGAAGACAUCAGCAAGAUGUUCAAACCGCCCCAACCCCCUCCAAGAAUGGACACGCUCCUCAUUGCAGGGCAAAUCAACACCUACUGCCAGCACAUCAAGGAGUUCACCUCUCAGAACCUGGGUAAAAUGUUCAUGGCAGAGGCGCUCCAAGGUCACAAUGUUUGAAGAAGAGCUGAAUUGUGCUUGGGGAUAAUGGGUUGUGACAAGGGGACAGAAGAAAGACGUGGAAGAGCUUUUUUCUGAAAAAUGUUUUACAUGGAUGUGAUUAAAAAUGUUAAUUGGCUUAUAGAUGGCUUUAUAGCCCAAACUGCUUUGAAAAUUAAUAAAUGUGGGAUUUAACCAUGA